Messenger RNA from Fundulus heteroclitus (mummichog), 1028 nucleotides. RefSeq lists its product as uncharacterized. NCBI's taxonomy places the organism in Eukaryota, Metazoa, Chordata, Actinopteri, Cyprinodontiformes, Fundulidae. The coding region runs from base 77 to 886 and encodes 269 amino acids. The record is from RefSeq and is a predicted model, not a curated record. The transcript has 3 exons.
ACAAGGCGAGGGGACGCACGCUAAUUAAGGGAACAUAAGAGCAGGACUGCAAGCAUGUCAGCGUCCUUGUAGAGGCAUGUUUAGGAAGCUCAAUAAUGUGUUCCGACCCAACCACCAUGGAAACAGAGGCCGGAGUGACGGUGGGCUUCAGGGCGACUAUCACCACGCCUGCACGGUCCGGCUGGUCCGCAGCACCUCGAUGCUGGUGGUGGGGGAGAAAAGUCGCUCUUCUGAGGGGUCAACGCUGAAAAGGAGCAAGAGCAGUGUGAGCAUCGAGUCAACGCUGUACUAUUACCAGAGACAAGAGGACAGGAUUUGGCUGUACUCACAGAACCAGAACUGUCUGGAGUACCUGGAGGCAUUGGUGGCUCUGAGGAGGCAGUACACAAAGAGUGUUAGUGACCUAAAGAGCAACGAUGCCAAGGCCACCGCGUCCCCCAAAAAGAAACCCGCACCCCCACCUCCAAGGAUGGAGGAACCGAUAUCAAGAGCCAAACCAUCAACACCUCCAGUCCCCACUGAGGAGGACACUCUGGAGUUCUUUGACGAGGUUAUCGCCAGCUGUGACAGCGAACCUCAGCGUAAACCCUACCGGGACGACGGCCACGCAGAUGUAGACUUCAUAGUGGCCUCCAGCUCAGCUGAGCACGACCUCCACUCCAACUGGGUGCUGAGGGUCCCACGGGUCGCAGACGACUCGGAACAGAGAGCGGUUCCCAACUGUGCCAAUGAAAGCGCCUCAAACAAGAAGAAGAAAAAGAAGAAGAGCCUGACUGGUUCCACAAGCAGCAGACUACAACUUCAGAGGAACCCGAUCCAUCUGCCCAAAGUGGUGGAGAGUGCAUUCCAGACCCUGCGCUUCAAGCCCAAAUUAAAAAAGCAGUGAAGCUUAAGUGGACUUCUGAAACCUGCAGCACUGCCGGGACGCUGACGGAGCUCCGCCUAAAAAUGUUUGCUACAGACCGUGUGCUCUGUAGUGCAUCUUUUACGCAGUUACAUGCAGGCACCACAGCAUUCACAGUGACUUG